AUUUUCAUUUUCUUAACAGGCAUCAGUUUAGAUCGUCAUGUAAAAGUCGCAAUAGAGGACAGUGGAGUAGAAACAGGAAGCCAUUUGUAUAGUCUAUAUCCGAAGAUGUGUGAGUUAUUAUUGAACAGUAAAAGUGAUAAUACAGUCAAGUCGUAUUUCUACGCUUUUAGAAGGUGGGAAAAAUUCAUUACAGAACAUGGACAAGAUGCUUUACCUGCACAACCGGUACACGUUGCUUUAUAUUUGACAAAUUUAUUGAACAAUGGAUCUACUAGUCAUCCCGUUUCCAAUGCUGUAUACGGUAUAAAAUGGGCCCAUGAAGUGAGUGGGUUACCAGAUCCUACUAUAAACUCUUUCGUUACUUCCAUAGUUGAAGCUUCCAAACGAACCACAACUAAAACCUCCAACAAAAAAGAUCCGGUUUCAGCAGAGAUAUUAAUUGAACUAUGUACGCACUUUAAAGAUUCAGAUGAUUUACUCAUUAUUAGAGAUUUGACAAUGAUAUUACUAAGUUUUUCUGGUUUUCUGAGAUAUGAUGAAAUUAGUUCGUUAAGAUUUAAAGAUGUUGUUAUACAUGACAAUUAUUUGAUUUUGUAUAUUAACAAAAGUAAAACCGAUCAGUAUCGUCAAGGAAACGAAAUUCUCAUUUCGAAAGGUUUAUCCAUAGCUUGUCCAUACGUUAUGUUCAUAAGAUAUUUAGAACUUAUAGGCCUACAUUCUUUCAGAGCCGGUGGUGCAACGGCUGCUGCAAAUGCAAACGUAAACGAGCGGUGUUUGAAAAAACACGGCCGGUGGAAGUCAGACUCUAGCAAAGAUCGUUACAUUGUUGACUCCACAGAGAAACGUUUACAGGUCUCGAAGGAAUUGGGUUUAUGAUAUUUGUUUAGCUCUUAUUUAUUCU
Mytilus californianus (California mussel) is the source of this 901-nucleotide messenger RNA. RefSeq names its product integrase/recombinase xerD homolog. The record is from RefSeq and is a predicted model, not a curated record. The transcript has 2 exons. Gene Ontology annotation, molecular function: DNA binding. Lineage: Eukaryota; Metazoa; Mollusca; Bivalvia; Mytilida; Mytilidae. The annotation marks the transcript as partial. Gene Ontology annotation, biological process: DNA recombination; DNA integration.